AUGACCGGUCGCACACCAAGGAAAAGCCGUAUCUCUGCACCCAAUGUCCCAAGUCAUUCACGCGGAAGUACGGCAUAUCCCCUUACUCAACUUCUCCACCAGCAUUUACUGAGUUAUCUCAACAACAGAGACCUCCUGGCCCGCCAUGAACGCCUGGCACACAGUGACGCCACUCCCGGCCAAGGAACAGCAUCAUCGCCUUCCGUAGCAUCUCCCCAAGUCUUUGAUGGCCUUAAUGUCUUGGCCUCUGCAGUAACCGAUCAUCCUACUCCUGCCACGAUACCAGGCCCACAGGCCCUACUCCCAGGUGCUCAUGAGCAGUUUACUCCCGGCCUGGCCGCUUCUGUGCAGGGCCAUCCGAUAGCCACUUCCAAUCCAUCCGGACAAGGACCUCCAGGAUCUACUGGCUUCACUGAGCCAUUUGUCGGUUACGGACCAGCAAACUCUUACGAUGGUGAUGAUUUCACGACCUUCCUCGACAGUAUCCCGCUUCCCAGCCAUCCGUUCUCACCUACCUAUCAGCCCCUUCCACUAUUCCCCACAUUCCACUUUGACUCCGCAUCAGAGUACAGCCAGCCUGUUGCGAAGGCAAACAACGAGGUUACAACUCCCUCCAGCUCUAUUCUUCCUAGACAUGGAACACAGCUACCGUCGCUUCAGCCCGAAGGUGCUCAUAUGCCUUACAAGACCCGUGACCCGAGUGCUCCUAUCUCGGUUACCGCGCAAUGCCGUGAUCGCAUCGUCGCCGAAUUGUCGAGUUAUUCGAACGUGGUUCCUAACCCCUACACUCCAUCCAGACAUGCCCUGUCCAGAUGCAUCAGCGCUUACAUGACCAACUUCCACUGCCAUUAUCCAUUUAUGCACCCUCCCACCCUCGAUGUCGAUUCCUUGCCUCUCCAUCUAAUCUUCGGUAUGGCUUCCGUGGGUGCCCAGUACUGCCGGGAACCCGAAACAAGCAUGAGCCUCUACAAAGUGGCCAAGGCUGUGACUCUCGAACAUAUACGAAGGGACCUGCAAUGGGGGUGUCUAAGUCCGCAGACGGAGGGUCCGGUGGACCCCGUAUCUAGAGGCCAGGAUAUCAUUGAGACGGUGCAGGCGCUCUUGAUGCUCAUUUCUGUUUCGUGUUGGUUUGAGCGCGACCCGCCUCAUCACGAAGCAUUAUAUAUUCGAAGCUCCAUGGAGACACUCCUUCGGCAAGGAGGACUCAAUGACUUACCAGCCCAAGAUGGGUCCUGGGAAAGCUGGAUCCGCUAUGAGAUGGUCAAACGGACAAAGCUCAUUGUGUUCUGUUUCUUCAGUGUCCACACGAUCGUCUUCGAUAUUCCGCCGCUGAUCUUAACCGAGGAGCUGACGCUGGACUUGCCCUGCACUGAGCGAGAAUGGACAGCAACCAGUGCAAGUCAGUGGCUGGAAGAGCGCAGCCAGAGUCGUGGGGAACCGAAAUUACAAGAUGCCAUGAACUCUUUAUUCACUCACACCGGUGCCGCUAAGACUAGCCUGGAGAGUUUCUCUUCCCUGGGGGGAUACGUGCUUAUUCACGCGAUGAUCCAGAACAUCUGGUUAAUACAAAAGGCUAGCAGGCUCCCUGUCUCCAACGGAAGCUUUCUGUCCCCGUCUGUGAUUACAUCCUUAGAGCAAGCUCUGGAACUCUGGUGUCAAUGCUGGGAGCACAACCAGGAGUCCUCAAUCGAUCCUUUCAACCCGCACGGGCCAGUGUCCUUCACGUCCACGGCUCUCCUCCGUCUGGCGUAUAUACGACUCAACGCUGAUUUCAGCUCCGCCCGUCGACUGGAAACAUGGAAUCCGGAUGAGGUCGCCCGAUCUCUCAAGAACAACUUGUCCGUGCAAAGGAGCGACCGUCUAACCCGAGCUGCAUUACACUGUGCCCAUGCACUUAGUACACCCAUUAAAUUGGGCAUCAACUAUGUCGCGCGCACCCUCGUUGUAUCCUGGUCGAACCAAUACGCAUUAUGCUCCCUGGAAUGUGCCGUGCUACUUGCCAAAUGGCUCGAAGUGGCCACGAUCCCCAAUCCAGAACCCAGCUUGACUGAGCAAGAGAACAAAUUGCUGGAAUUCGUGCUGGAAAUGGUUAUGGAAGCUCAGCAUGGGGUGUCCCGUGAAUGGCUGCUCGCGAAUAACACUCGUCUUAGUGCUACUGUCACCAGGCUAUGGGCCAGGCUGUUUACAGCAGAUUAUAUCUGGCAGCUGGUGAACCUAAUUGGGAGUUCUCUAAACAGAUAUGCUGACAUACUGGAGAGCGAUGGCUGA
Messenger RNA from Aspergillus niger, 2268 nucleotides. RefSeq lists its product as uncharacterized. Gene Ontology annotation, molecular function: zinc ion binding; RNA polymerase II cis-regulatory region sequence-specific DNA binding; DNA-binding transcription factor activity, RNA polymerase II-specific. Gene Ontology annotation, cellular component: chromatin. The transcript is spliced from 2 exons. The record is from RefSeq and is a predicted model, not a curated record. Bases 1 to 2268 code for a protein of 755 amino acids. Gene Ontology annotation, biological process: regulation of transcription by RNA polymerase II; DNA-templated transcription. NCBI's taxonomy places the organism in Eukaryota, Fungi, Ascomycota, Eurotiomycetes, Eurotiales, Aspergillaceae.